Molecule: messenger RNA, 13952 nt
Organism: Coregonus sp. 'balchen'
Lineage: Eukaryota; Metazoa; Chordata; Actinopteri; Salmoniformes; Salmonidae
Source: the annotation of a GenBank genome assembly
AUGGUGGGCUUCUCUUCCUCUUCAGCUGUUGAAGCCGGUAAGUAACCAAAUUGACUGCAUGCUUGCAUUACACUGUCUUGGCAGCCCGCUAUUGUCCCUCUGUGGUCUAUGUGCGUUGUGUUUAUCCCAGUCUCUCAGGACUGUAACAUUUGAGUUCGAGAUACACUAAAAGUAUGUGGACACCCCGUUCAAAUUAGUGGAUUCGGCUGUUGACAGGUGUAUAAAACCCUAGCACACAGCCAUGCAAUCUCCAUAGACAAACAUUGGCAGUAGAAUGGCCCAUACUGAAGAGCUCAGUGACUUUCAAUGUGGCAUCGUCAUAGGAUAAGUCAGUUUGUAAAAUGUCUGCCAUGCUAGAGCUGCCCAGGUCAACUGUAAGUGCUGUUAUUGUGAAGUGGAAACGUCUAGGAGCAACAACUGCUCAGCUGCGAAGUGGUAGGCCACACAAGCUCAUAGAAUGGGACCACUGAGCGCUGAAGCGCGUAGUGCGGGAAAAAUCGUCUGUCCUCGGUUGCCACACUCACUACCGAGUUCCAAACUGCCUCUGGAAGCAACGUCAGCACAAGAACUGUUCGUCUGGAGCUUCAUGAAAUGGAUUUCCAUGGCCGAGGAGCUGCACACAAGCCUAAGAUCAUGAUGGGCAAUGCCAAGUGUCAGCUGAAGCUUGCCGCCAUUGGACUCCGAAGCAGUGGAAACACAUUCUCUGGCGUGAUGAAUCACACUUCACCAUCUGGCAGUCCGACGGAAGAAUCUGAGUUUGGUGGAUGCCAGGAGAACGCUACCUGCCCGAAUGCAUAGUGCCAACUGUUACGUUUGGUGGAGGAGGAAUAAUGGUCUGGGGCUGUUUUUCAUGGUUCGGGCUAGGCCCCUUAGUUCCAGUGAAGCAAAAUAUUAAUACUACAGCAUACAAUGACAUUCUAGAUGAUUCUGUUCUUCCAACUUUGUGGCAGCAGUUUGGGGGUCCUUUCCUGUUUCAGCAUGACAAUGCCCCUGUGCACAAAGCGAGGUCCAUACAGAAAUGGUUUGUCAAGAUCGGUGCGGAAGAACUUGACUGGCCUACACAGAGCCCUGACUUCAACCCCAUUGAACACUUUUGGGCUGAAUUGGAAUGCCGACUGCAAGCCAGGCCUAAUCGCCCAACAUCAGUGUCCGACCUCACUAAUGCUCUUGUGGCUGAAUGGAAGCAAGUCCCCGCAGCAAUGUUCCAACAUCUAAUGGAAUGCCUUCCCAGAAGAGUGGAUGCUGUUAUAGCAGCAAAGGGGGGACCAACUCCAUAUUAAUGCCCAUGAUUUUGGAAUGAGAUGUUGUGUCCACAUACUUUCGGCCAUGUAGUGUAGUUGUCUGGGUGUAGAUCAUGUGUACAGUCUUAUGAGAGGUCCUACUGAACGCUGUAUCUCCACUUCCUGAGGAUAUGUGGACGUUUUCUCAAGGAAUUAUCUCAGAUAGCUGACCCGGUCUACUUUUCAGACAGAGUUAUGUUUUGAUCGGGCCAAUUCAUUUAGCUUCCUUGUUCAUUAAUUUAGAUGUUGAUUUGUUAUUACAGAGAUAUCUAUUUCACAUCUUGAUACCUGCCAUGUUUCUCUGUAUAGACUUUUGUUGUCGCCAUAGAAGAAACCUUUCUGUUGUUUUAAAGUUCUAAUAAAAACCAUCAAGUCAAUCUCAUUAACAUUCUCGUCAGUCAAUUUUUACUAGGCCCUUCACACAGACAAAGACAAUUUUAUGACUGCAUCCGGUGUUGUUACAUGCUGGAGUUCUGUCAUGUUAAUUUGGUUCCUUUUGUGUUUUCUGUGUGGUAUAACCUGAAUGUUGCCUCAACUGUUCAAAUAAGCUGACCAGGAAACCUCUGACUUCCUGACCACCCCAGACAUUACGGCACCCCACUUCUAAACAACACUCUUACUGGACUAUAUUCAGAGGGUUGGGAAAUCAUAUGAAAUCAUAGUGGUUGUGAACUCGUUUGCCCUUGUUUCAGAGGUAGGCCUAAUAGUUUUGUUGUGUUAUGAUGGAGUAACUGCUGGUAAUGCAGAAAUUCACGAAAGCAGACAGUUUUUUAUGGGAUUGUGAAAGAUCAUGACUGUGCUAACAUAACCUUACAAUUAGAUUUGUUUCCACAUGAAGGCAUCUGCUCACAAAGCACUUCAGGUCUGCUCUUUGAAGCUACUCAGUUUGUUGGUGUAAGACAUGGUGAAGGUCCAGUGGGCGGAAAAAUGAAACACUUUAACCGACAGGUUAUUUGAUCUGCUAUGAGCAGAGAUAAAGACAACAACCUUUUGGAGUAAAGCAAAAGAAACAGUCCCAUAUUGUAGUGAUUACUCUAGACCAGGAAAAACAUCUCUCAGAUCCAGAGACCUCAAAGAAAAACAGGUGGUCUGGAGAUUACUGAGAUUACUGUCUACACACACUGAGUUUUUCAGUCUCUUCCCUACCACAGUAGUGUGUGUGUGUGUGUGUGUGUGUGUGUGUGUGUGUGUGUGUGUGUGUGUGUGUGUGUGUGUGUGAUGCUCCUCUCCAGGAGAGCCCCAGGUCCAGUGCCUGGUACUGUAGUUCUGGUGUCUCCUCUCAGCUCCAGGAAUGCCCCACUACAGAUAAGAUAAGAGAUGUGAAGCCUCUCAUCUACUGAGAGAAAUAACUGAUCACCAGGGUAGCUGAUAAACAGAUGUUUCUGUAUAAUUAAAUGGUCCUGUCAUGGGUUUGAGGGUGCUGUGCUGGGAACCCCCUUAUCGCAAUGCCAGAAAGAGAGGUUGAUAUUGAGGUGUGGAAAUUCCACAGAGUCAGAUGAACACAUGGAUACCAUUUGUAUGUAUCUGUGUCUAGUAUGAAGGAAGUUAGAGGUGGUUUCGUGUGCCAAUUCUAACUAGCGUUAGCACAAUGACUGUCAAUCACUGGUUCUGCUUUUGUGACUAUCAUACCUGUUUAUUGCAUUAAUCUGCCAGACUCCACAUUAUUAUUAUUUUGUCUAGGUUCUUCUAGCCACCGUGUUUAAAUAACCAGAUGUCUGAGGUUAGCUCCUCCCAAAGCCACUUCUGUUGUCAGCACAGAGUUGACCCAUGAAGAUAGAUUUGCUCAGUAAUUGUAUUGUACAAUCUCUUGAAAUUGUCACUCAUUGUUUCAUACAUGACCUCUGACCUGUGUGUUCUUCUUUCCCCCCAGCGAUGGAGUACCUGGUGAGUGAGCUGAACGUGCUGCUGAAGCUGCUGGACCAAGAGAGUGUGAGCACAGCCACAGCAGAGAAGAUGAGCGUGGUCCGGAGCCUACUCGGGCAGCUGCAGCCAUCAGGUGAGAGUGUGUGUGUGUGUGUGUGUGUGUGUUCCACAUUUAACCCAACCCCUCUGAAUCAGAGAGGUGGGCGUCCAUGUCAUCGGCGCCCAUGAAGCAGGUGUUGUUGGGGGUUAACUGCCUUGCUCAAGGUCAGAACGCAGUUUUUUUGUUCAUUUUUUACAUGUACUCGGUUCUCUUCUCUGUUAAAGUGAAUGGAUCAGACUUCGUAUACAUGAACACUUCCCUUUAUGGAAAUGGCACCAGCUUUGUGGAAUCCUUGUUUGAGGAAUUGGGUGAGUUAAAUAUCAUAUCUGUAUUAUUUCAUAUCUAUGAAGAAGAACUUGCUAGCACAUGAUUUAAUUCUUAAAGGAUUCUUAAAAAGUAUUAUAUAUUUUAUUGUCCCACUCCCAACAGAUUGUGACCUGCAUGAGCUCAGAGCCUCCCCAGAAGAACUGAAGGAUCAGGUAGAGAAGGAAAUCUCCAAAAUACCGACCUCUAAAGUAAGAUAGCCUAUUUGACUAUACUGUAUAAUUGCAUCUAUAACACAUUUGUUAUUGAAUUUUGCCUAACCGUAACCCUUUUCCCCUAGAGUCCCACUGACACACCCCCUCCUCUGCCAACCACCCCUCCUCCAGAGGACUACUAUGAGGAGGCAGUGCCCUUGGACCCUGGCACGGUGCCCCAGUACAUCACCAACAUCGCCACAUGCAGUGAGUACUCACAUUCCUCCCAACAGUCACCUAUAACCAUCUGAAGUCACUGUCCAUACACAUUGUUAUUAUUGGGUUACAUCUCAUCUCUUACCUCCUGCUUCCUUCUAGUCAGCUCAAGUCCCGCAAAUUCCAUUGAAGAUGCAUACUAUGAAGAUGCUGACAACAACUACCCCACCACCCGAAUCAAUGGCCAGCGCAAUAACUCCUGUGAGUAUAAAAUCAUAACACCCUGUUGAGAUGAAUGUGUACUUGUGCUAUAUUUUCAUAUUGGGAGGGAGGAGGAACCUUCUUAUCCAGGAACCUUUGUUGUUCUCCAGACGCUGAUUCAGACGCGCUGAGCAGCUCCUAUGAGUCGUAUGAUGAGGAGGAUGAGGAGGCGAAGGGCCAGGACAGGACUCGGCGGUGGCAGUCAGAGGAGAACUCUGUGGGCCCCAUGAAGGACUGUCGCAUCUGUGCCUUCCUGCUGCGCAAGAAACGCUUCGGACAGUGGACAAAACAGCUGACCGUCGUCCGUGACAACAGAUUACAGGUAGGACAACAGGAACUCUGUUGCAUGUGUUUAUUAUUAAACGUUUAUGUAAUUAAGACACAUUUAGACAUUAUAAGUGAUUUUAAAGUCCCUUGUAGAGUAUAAAAAACGAUUGUUGGUGUGUCUUUCUCUGCAGUGCUACAAGAGCAUCAAAGACAGCAGCCCCCACAUUGAGCUGCCGCUGAACCUGUGUAAUGUCAUCUACGUCCCCAAAGAGGCGCGCCGCAAGAAGCACAAGCUGCGUUUCUCCCUGCCUGGGGGAGAGGCCUUGGUGCUGGCUGUCCAGAGUAAGGAGCAGGCGGAGCGAUGGCUCAAGGUGAUCCGGGAGGUGGCCAGUCAGGCCAGCAGCAGUGACGGAUUAGAGGGCUCCUCCUCUCCUAUGAUCCAGAGGAAGAAAGAGCUGGACAAGGUGGGCCUCCCCUCAUUAUCCCCGCUGGCUACCACACUCAGCCUAUAAGCCUGUAACCCAGCACACUGAAUGCACUGAACAGACCCUAUUGGCCACCCUGUUUUACUCAAACUGACUCAGACACUCUUGGACUGGUGUUUUCACAAGCUAUAUUUAACAUCCACAUACAUCACCAUGCUGCAGUAAAUAACCAGACAAACAAAGAGGUGUAAUGGGUUCACACUCAAAAAUAUGUCGCAUAAAGCUUACUUCAUUAUUCAAUGUUUUUAAUUAUUUUCACUUGAUAGAUUAAUUAUUAAUGACUAAUUAUUACACCCUGAAACUGUGUAUAAUGUGUUAGAAAUGUGUGAGUGUAGGACCAGUAAAGGCUAUGGCAUUGAGCCACUAUUUAGCAAUGUGAGUAAGAGUUAGGCCAGACAACAAAGACAACUGAGAAACUAAGAUAAAGAGGCCUCCCAAUUUAGGGAGGGGAGAAACUGUUAUGAAAACAUGGUGCAGAAUAUUGUGAGAACGGCAAUAACUGAGUAAUGCAGGGAGUAGGGUAUGUGUGUGUGCGCGUGUGUGUGUGUGUGUGUGUGUGUGUGUGUAUGUGUGUAUGUAUGUGUGUAUAUGUGUGUGUGUGUGUGAACUGAUGGUCAGUAGAGCAGUUUUAGAGUGGAAAACUACAGCCCGCCUACAGAGGGGAGGGAUUCUGAAAUUGUGAUGGCAGAAUUCUCAAUGAAUAAAUAUCUCUGACUAUGCAGACCGGGACUCUGGCCGUUACUUAAAUCCCAAAAGACUUACAACCUUUUGGGAGACGCACAGAGACACUAAAAUAGUUUGUUAAAUAAUUCACAUAACAUCACUGCAUCAGGGAUAGUGGACACAGACAUCUCGGCUUUACAGCCUUCUUCAGGGUGUGGGUACAAUUUUAUUUGAAUUCAAAACAGCAUUUGUAAAGAACAACGGAUAAGCAGCAGGUGCUUCUAAUCAGGGUUGCCACUCAUCUGCCAAUCAGGGAUGGGACUUUUCUGGUCUACCUGUAUACAAAUUAGUCACAAAGAAAUACCGAAUUAUAGGGUAUGGGAUCGGGCAAGAAGAGCUACUCACAAAUCAAUCGCCCCAGGUGUCCGCUCACCUAAAUACAUCACAUCAAUUCAUGAGAUAGCCCACCACAAAGGACAUCAGGCAAAGACGUUCAUAAAUAUUUGGGGCCAACUCAUAAACGAUAUGCAAAAUUGGAUAUGGACAGUGUUCUUGUAUAACAGUCUAAAUGUGGCUUAUAGGAAGGAGGUGAAAUCUAAUUCUUCAUUUAAACCAUGUGGAAAUACAGAAUUUAAUGUAUAUAUCCACAUGGCUUCUCUUUGGAGUAAUUUGUUGUCAUAGUAAAUAACCAGACAGAAUGCAAACAGUCCAGUGAAGAGACAGACAGGUCAGACAGACAGACAUCCUCCCUGUUUGACACCCCUGGUGUAGCGCUGCCUGAUCUUUAUCAGUUACUGAUGGUAUGUUUACUCAGUCUCAACACUCAUCAGAGGGGGGUUGAUGCUCAUGCUGCCUGCUGACCGUGGGAAGGAAACAGCUGUCAAAGUAAAGGGUAGCAAUCAGCAACUGAAACUCACAUAGAGUGAUUUCAUUACAGCCUAAAUGUAUGGCUUUGGACAGACAGACUGUUGAACCCAUUUCAGGAUUAUUCUGAGACAGUAAUGGCUUUUAGGCAGUGUGCCACCAUGUGUAUGUCCUAGCUGGAAAUCUUUCUCUCAUUGCAGUGUCUAUGUGUGUGAACGUGCGUGGAUGUGUGUGUGUGUUUCAAGUUUUGAAUGCCACGUGCACAAGUACAGUGAAAUGCCUUUCUUGCCAGCAUGGCAAUGCCUUUCUGCCGCCUCUAACCUAAUUCCUUUCUCUCUCUUAGUUACUAGGAGCUGACAAGCACACCUCCGACUCUGACAGCGUGGCCACUGGUGACAACCUGCCCUCUGGUCAGCUCCGGGACAACUGUGACCAAGGUUAGGCCCCAAUCUGCCUCAGCAUACCUGAACAUCCCUGUAUAUCUGUGUUCUUAUAUACAUACUGCAGCUUUGUAUUUACCUGUCUGCAUUCUGAUAGUUCUACAUUGUGAAAGACCACGUCAGUUACAAGAUGUAUUUUUAUUUUAGAAUAACAUUCUGUUCUGUAUUUUAAACUGUCAGUCACAGGCCCAAGCAGAGUGAAAUGUAGCACUAUGUUGGGCAGUGGAGAAGGAGGAAAACAUAAUGAAAAAAAGGAGCGUGAUCCAUGUUCUUGGGUCAGAUGUUUGACCUAAAGCACAUAAAAGACAGGACGUGUGGCUCAGAGCAGAAACAUCCUUCCUGCCCUCUUCCUGCCUUUGUCUCACAAUGACAUCAUAGGACAUAUACUGUACGUACACAAGGCAGAGAGAGUAGCACCUGGGAGACAGAGCGGAGAGACUUCAAAACAAAACAAAAUUGAAGUACAGAACAGAAUUUGUCUACAUUAUUCAAUUGCCAAACAUAAUGUGCCACAUUAUAACUUGAGCUUCCAGUAAAUAAGAAUCCUAACAAAAAGAGGGGUUUAAGACAUAAUAUAUAUAUUAUUUUUGUAAACAAGUCUUUUGUAAACGACUCAGUGUGUUUCUAUUCAGGGAAGGGGAAGAGGGGGGCGUUUACAGAGCUGACGGGAUCUAUGAGCAGAGCGGCUGGACGGAAGAUGAACAGGAUCAUCAGUUUCUCUAAGAAGAAGCCUCCUCUCCCAGGAGACACUCUGUCCUCUUCCUACCAUGACGACAAUCCCCGCUGUGGUGAGCACACUGCAUCCAUGUCAUAUUUUACAUUUUUCUCUCUCUCAGUCAUAAUCUCUGGGCUGAACACUGCAUAGCUAGUUGUAGCUACUUAUUACUGCAGCUUUAUGUGUUACAAAUUGAGAUUCUGCAGCCACCCAGGCUCUACAUAUACUCUACAUUAUGUCCUCUACAUUAUGUACUCUGCAUUAUGUACUCAACAUUAUGUGUAGCUCAGCUGGUAGAGCACGGCGCUUGUAACGCCAAGGUAGUGGGUUCGAUCCCCGGGACCACCCAUACACAAAAAUGUAUGCACGCAUGACUGUAAGUCGCUUUGGAUAAAAGCGUCUGCUAAAUGGCAUAUUAUUAUUAUUAUAUGUACUCUACAUUAUGUACUCUGUAUUAUGUACUCUGCAUUAUGUACUCUGAAUUAUGUACUCUACAUAAUGUACUCUAUAUUAUGUCCUCUAUAUUAUGUACUCUACAUUAUGUCCUCUGCAUUAUGUACUCAGCAUUAUGUACUCUGCAUUAUGUACUCUACAUAAUGUACUCUACACAAUACUCUAUAUGUACUCUAUAUUAUGUACUCUGCAUUAUGUACUCUACAUUAUGUACUCUACAUUGUGUACUCUACAUUAUGUACUCUGUAUUAUGUACUCUGCAUUAUGUACUCUGCUCUACAUUAUGUACUCUCAUAUCAUUCUAUAUGUCCUCUACAUUAUGUACUCUACAUUAUGUACUCUGCAUUAUGUACUCUACAUUAUGUCUCUACAUUAUCUACUCUGCAUAUGUACUCUACAUUAUGUACUCUCAUUAUGUACUCUACAUUAUGUACUCUACAUUAUGUACUCUGCAUUAUGUACUCUAAUAUGUACUACAUCAUUAUGUACUCUGACAUUAUGUACUCUACAUUAUGUACUCUUAUUAUGUACUCUGCAUUAUGUACUCUCAUUAUGUCUCUACAUAUGUCCUCUACAUUAUGUACUCUACAUUAUGUACUCUGCAUUAUGUCCUCUACAUUAUGUACUCUACAUUAUGUACUCUGCAUUAUGUACUCUGCAUUAUGUACUCUACAUUAUGUACUCUACAUUAUGUACUCUACAUUAUGUCCUCUACAUUAUGUACUCUACAUUAUGUCCUCUGCAUUAUGUACUCUACAUUAUGUCCUCUACAUUAUGUACUCUACAUUAUGUACUCUACAUUAUGUCUCUACAUUAUGUACUCUAAUAAUGUCUUAUAUUAUGUCCUCUACAUUAUGUACUCUACAUUAUGUCCUCUACAUUAUGUACUCUGCAUUAUGUCUCUGCAUUAUGUACUCUACAUUAUGUCCUCUACAUUAUGUCCUCUACAUUAUGUACUCUACAUAAUGUACUCUAUAUUAUGUCCUCUACAUUAUGUACUCUAUAUUAUGUCCUCUACAUUAUGUACUCUGCAUUAUUGCCUCUACAUUAUGUACUCUACAUUAUGUCCUCUACAUUAUGUACUCUACAUUAUGUCCUCUAUAUUAUUUCCUCUACAUUAUGUACUCUGCAUUAUGUACUCUGCAUUAUGUACUCUACAUAAUGUACUCUAUAUUAUGUCCUCUACAUUAUGUACUCUACAUUAUGUCCUCUACAUUAUGUACUCUGCAAUAUGUCCUCUACAUUAUGUACUCUGCAUUAUGUUACUAUUUUCAUCUUUCUUUUGUCCUCCCACCUUUAAAACCUGUUAUUUUCCACUUCCCCAUGUAAUAACCUUUAUGGAAAGUCCAGCAGUGAGAAUAUGUAUGUUUUCCAUUCCCCUGUCCCCAGGUUAUCUGAAUGUGCUUGUGAACCAGUGCUGGAGGGAGAGAUGGUGCUGUGUAAAGGAUGGAACACUGUACCUGCACAAAGAAAGGGGUGACCUGCGUACUCACGUCAGCGCUGUGGUCCUCCAUGGGGCUGAGGUCGUACCUGGACUGGGGCCCAAGCACCCCUUCGCUUUCCGCAUCCUGCAAGGAGGCAACGAGGUGGCUGCACUGGAGGUAUUUCUGUGUUUGUGUGUAUUUGUAACCCACUGUUUGAUAUUUUCUACCCUACUACAGACUUAAAUCCCUUGCCCAGUAUCUCCGGUCUGUCUCAUGGGUUCUAGUACCCUUUGGGAUCAGUGACAUGUUGUGAUGUAAGUGUCUCUGUGUGUCCAUCAGGCCAGCUGUUCAGAGCAAAUGGGCCGCUGGCUGGGGGUUCUGCUGGCAGAGUCUGGCUGCGCCACCACCCCAGAGGCCUUGCAUUACGACUACGUGGACGUGGACACCAUCACUAACAUCACAGACGCAGCAAGACACUCCUUCCUGUGAGUUUGAUAGAGUGGGGCUUGGCCCUUUGGCCUGUGGUAGUUUCCAAAUGCUCAAAGUGCUUUACAUUUUAAGGGGAGUACAUUGCUAAUGCUAGAUGGUCAUAUUGGUAAAUGCUUAUGUCUCUUUCCUCCUCAUCCUGUCCCAUAGUUGGGCUACCUCCUCCAGUGGUACCUCCACAGACACCAGAACCUAUGAUGAGGUUCCUUACGAGGGUCUAUUGGUAAGGAGAUUUACAGUAAAUCUAAUGAAUCCACACGUCUGUGUCCACCCUUAGCUGCAGCUGGAGUUUAAAGGAUCCAGUUAAUGAAUGAUCUGUUCCUAUAUCCUCCCAUAUCUCUCCACAGAAUCAGAGAGUAGGAGUCAGAGGGCUUUUUAUUCUAGAGCAGUGUGAAGGCCUGCUGAAAGUCGAUAGGCUCCUUUGUGUGUAUGUGGGAGCGUAGAUAGUGCUCCAGGGAUGAGUUCUGAUGAGCUGCUUUCAGAGCAGUUCUGAGUUGUGUAAGCAGUACAGAGAUCUCUCACACAGCCCUGACGCUUUUGGGAAAACUCUUUGAGGGAAAAUAUGACAAUCAUAUCCAACUGUGUAUCCAGCUGUGUCAAGUAUUUUCUUUAAAUCCAGCUUUCACAAUUUGACUGUAAUACUUUGUGAUACAUCUCUCACAUUCCAGUUUACUCAACUUGAAAUGGUUUGUUUAUUUAACUUGUGGUCUAGUUUCUCAAAAACAGUACGUUUCCAGUAAGUUUUGCAAUACCACACUUUACUUAUCACACAUUAGUGAAAGAGUUAAUCUGUUCAUUCCUCUUUCCUCCCUCUCUCUCAUCCCUGGCCAUCACCUCUGUUCAACUCUUUAUUCUCUCAUAUCUUUCUCCACUACACACCUUUCCCUCCCUGUUACCCUGCCUUUCUCAUCAUAUCUCCUUUCCCUAUCCCCCUUCCCUGCCCUCCACAGCAGCCAGAGGAGCCAGUACCCAGACCAGGAGCUCAGGUGAAACGCCACUCUUCUUUCUCCAGCAGCAGAGAGAUAGAGAAGGUGGAUUCCUUAGUCACUAUAAAGAGACACGGUUCCAGUAAGUCCCCCGAAGGUCAGCCAAGACUGUGUGUGAUGCUGGGAAGAUAGGGGGGAAUUUGACAUUAUCUCAACUUUAAGAGUAUGCCUAGAGAACACCUAUAUGAUGUAUAAAUGUGACCACUCAGAAUGUAUUUUCGUGGUUUCUCGAUCUUAGAUGCGAAUCAGUAUGUAUCAGGGAAGUAUGGCAAAACACGAGCCGAGGAGGACGCCAGGAGGUACCUGAAGGAGACAGAAGAGAUGGAGAAGGAGCGAGAGGUCAUCAAAAAUGCCCUGCUCGUAUUACGCAAGGAGAGGAAAGAGGCGAAGGAACAACUGAAGGAUGCUACAGGUAAGAAAGUAAAACACAUACAAUCUUGUAUUGAAUUUCCUUAAAUAGAGAGAGCAAACCUAGACAAUUUAUAUUGUAUAUAUUAAUGGUCCACCUACUGCUUGGCCACAGUAUAGGAAUUCAUCACUCAGACAUAUUGAGGAGCCAUGGAGCCUAACAAAUGGAUGACUGUGUGUGACUGUGGUCAGGUAAGCAGCAGAAGCAGCUAGAGAAGCGUUUGGGCCAGCUGGAGGAAAGCUGCAGGGGGAAGGAGGGGGAGCGGGUGGACCUGGAGCUGCGUCUCACUGAGGUGAAGGAGAACCUAAAGAAGUCCCUGGCUGGAGGGGUGCUGGGGCCGCUCACAAAGAGCAAACCCCCCACUAGCAAACCCCCCACUAGCAAACCCCCCAGAAAGGUACCUGGCCUACAGCUUCUCCUACAGCACAUCACAAAGAGUUAUAUCAAGUCUACUCUAGACAAUGGUUUAUUGUAGAUAAGCUAAACCGUAUACUUUUGCAUCAGGGUUGGGGUCAAUUCAAAUUGAAGGCAACCAAUUCAGGAAGUCAUUCGAAUUUAAAAUAAAAUAAAUGGACCAAGUUUUGAAAAAAAAUGCCUCAACGUUUCAGUUAAUUGAGAAUUCAUAGAAUUUAUUGAAUUGACCGCAACCCUGCUUUGCAUUAUUAAGGUUUUUAUGUUGAAGAUUUCUUACUGUCUUAGCAUGUACAGUGAGGGAAAAAAGUAUUUGAUCCCCUGCUGAUUUUGUACGUUUGCCCACUAACAAAGACAUGAUCAGUCUAUAAUUUUAAUGGUAGGUUUAUUUUAACAGUGAGAGACAGAAUAACAACAAAAAAAUCCAGAAAGACGUAUGUCAAAAUUUUUAUAAAUGUAUUUGCAUUAUAAUAAGGGAAAUAAGUAUUUGAACCCUCUGCAAAACAUGACAUGUACUUGGUGGCAAAACCCUUGUUGGGAAUCAAAGAGGUCAGUACUUGGUGGCAAAACCCUUGUUGGGAAUCAAAGAGGUCAGACGUUUCUUGUAGUUGGCCACCAGGUUUCAACACAUCUCAGGAGGGAUUUUGUUCCACUCUUUGCAGAUCUUCUCCAAGUCAUUAAGGUUUCGAGGCUGACGUUUGGCAACUCGAACCUUCAGCUCCCUCCACAGAUUUUCUAUGGGAUUAAGGUCUGGAGACUGGCUAGGCCACUCCAGGACCUUAAUGUGCUUCUUCUUGAGCCACUCCUUUGUUGCCUUGGCUGUGUGUUUUGGGUCAUUGUCAUGCUGGAAUACUAAUCCACAACCCAUUUUCAAUGCCCUGGCUGAGGGAAGGAGGUUCUCACUCAAGAUUUGACGGUACAUGGCCCCGUCCAUCGUCCCUUUGAUGCAGUGAAGUGUUCCUGUCCCCUUAGCAGAAAAACACCCCCAAAGCAUAAUGUUUCCACCUCCAUGUUUGACAGUGGGGAUGGUGUUCUUGGGGUCAUAGGCAGCAUUCCUCCUCCUCCAAACACGGCGAGUUGAGUUGAUGUCAAAGAGCUCCAUUUUGGUCUCAUCUGACCACAACACUUUCACCCAGUUCUCCUCGGAAUCAUGCAGAUGUUCAUUGGCAAACUUCAGACGGCCCUGUAUAUGUGCUUUCUUGAGCAGGGGGACCUUGCGGGCGCUGCAGGAUUUCAGUCCUUCACGGCGUAGUGUGUUACCAAUUGUUUUCUUGGUGACUAUGGUCCCAGCUGCCUUGAGAUCAUUGACAAGAUCCUCCCGUGUAGUUCUGGGCUGAUUCCUCACCGUUCUCAUGAUCUUUGCAACUCCACGAGGUGAGAUCUUGCAUGGCGCCCCAGGCCGAGGGAGAUUGACAGUUAUUUUGUGUUUCUUCCAUUUGCGAAUAAUCUCACCAACUUUUGUCACCUUCUCACCAAGCUGCUUGGAGAUGGUCUUGUAGCCCAUUCCAGCCUUGUGUAGGUCUACAAUCUUGUCCCUGACAUCAUUGGAGAGCUCUUUGGUCUUGGCCAUGGUGGAGAGUUUGGAAUCUGAUUGAUUGAUUGCUUCUGUGGACAGGUGUCUUUUAUACAGUUAACAAACUGAGAUUAGGAGCACUCCCUUUUAGAGUGUGCUCCUAAUCUCAGCUCGUUACCUGUAUAAAAGACACCUGGGAGCCAGAAAUCUUUCUGAUUGAAAGGGGGUCAAAUACUUAUUUCCCUCAUUAAAAUGCAAAAUAAAUGUAUAACAUUUUUGACAUGCGUUUUUCUGGAUUUUUGUUGUUGUUAUUCUGUCUCUCACUGUUCAAAUAAACCUACCACUAAAAUUAUAGACUGAUCAUUUCUUUGUCAGUGGGAAAACGUACAAAAUCAGCAGGGGAUCAAAUACUUUUUUCCCUCACUGUAUUUCCAUCUGAGGUGUUUUGAUGAGUAUUGUAAGUAGAAAUAGUAUUAUUUACCCAUAAACAGAUAUUCUCAAAUUCUCUUUCCUCAUACUGUAUGUCCAGGUCCACAUCAGUAAAGUUGAGAAUAUAUACAGUGAGGCAUCCAUGCCAGUCAACUGUGCUGCUGAGAUGCGGAAGCACCCCCCAUCCAUCUAUGCAUCUAGCAAGGGGAAUGUCAUGCAGAAAGCCAAG